This is a messenger RNA of Strongylus vulgaris, 639 nucleotides long. The record is from the annotation of a GenBank genome assembly. NCBI's taxonomy places the organism in Eukaryota, Metazoa, Nematoda, Chromadorea, Rhabditida, Strongylidae.
GAUUCCCACUCAGACUCCAUAAAUAGUCUUGCGUUUAUGAGGGACGGUCAACAUCUAAUAUCCGGAGGAUCUGAUGGAUUACUCAACAUAUUUAAUGCUUCGUUUGCGAAAGAAGAUCAAGCUUUACAAAGCACUUGCUCAGUUGGUUCAUCCAUCAAUCGCGUUAACAGUCUCUCAAAACGACUAAUCUCUGCAUGCACUGAUGACAAUAAAUGUGCUGUGUUCGUUCCGAAUUCUCCUGAUGACGUUGAUUAUCUCUUCAUGCGAAAUGGAGUUGAAGGUCGCUUUUUAGUAGAUGCACUCAAGGGAAGUGUUGACGAGCGGCCAGUAGCGCUCCUUGAAUGUGACGCAGAAGGAACGAUGUAUGUGCGUACCGUUUCGAAAGAUGGAAAGCAUUCUGAGGUGGUGAUGGAAUGGAAAGGUCACACGGAUAUUGUGCGCAGUUCUGCUUACAAUAAUCGCAUCUUAGUCACUGGUGGAGAAGACGGCAAAAUCGUCGUCAAAAAUGUUGAUCUCCGGCCCGAAGGUGGAAAACCGGAAAAGAAGAAGGAGAAGAAAGAUGGUGACAAAAAUGACUCUGGGAAGCUAAAAGAUAAGAAAGAGAAGAAGAAGGAGCGUAAAGCUGGAGAGCCAUAUUGA